Molecule: messenger RNA, 2925 nt
Organism: Pediculus humanus corporis (human body louse)
Lineage: Eukaryota; Metazoa; Arthropoda; Insecta; Psocodea; Pediculidae
Product: Cationic amino acid transporter, putative
Exons: 15
Coding region: 1-2925 (974 amino acids)
Biological process (GO): amino acid transport; transmembrane transport
Cellular component (GO): plasma membrane
Molecular function (GO): amino acid transmembrane transporter activity
Source: RefSeq, a predicted model, not a curated record
AUGGUAAUAACAUUUGAAAUAAUGGAAAGGUAUAAAAAAUCAAAAAUAUUAAAUUCGUUUAUUAAUUUGAUCGAAUUAGGAAUUGGCAACAGCGUAGGAGUUGGAAUUUACGUAUUAUUAGGUUACGUGACAAAAGAAAUAGUUGGCCCCCCUGCAUUUAUAUCAAUUUUUCUAUCGGGUUUCGCGGCAAUUUUAACAGGUUUAUGUUUGUCUGAAUUUCAAGUUAAAUUUUUUAAAGCGGAUUCAUCGUAUUUUUAUUCUUAUUGCAAUCAUGGUGAAAAUAUAUCAUUCGUCUAUGGUUGGGCACUCAUUUUACAAUAUUUAGCAGGUUCAGCAAGUGUUGCAAAAGGAAUAUUUACCUUCAUCGACGCAAUACUCAAUAAUCAUUUUUCAGGAUUUUUGAAAGGAAUAGUACCCAUGAAUCCUAAUUAUGGUUCUCUUUACAUCGAUUUGUUUUCUCCUAUUUUUAUCAUAAUAAUAACCAUAUUGAUGUCUUGCGGAUGGAAGGAUUAUGGAAUUGUACGAAGAAUUUUUACCAUUUGUAAUUUGUUACUAUUGGUAACGGUCAUAAUCAAUGGAACGACAAAAGCAAAUUUGAAAAAUUGGUACCUGUAUGAAGAUAAUUUCAACAUAAAACUACUUAUUGAUAAAAAUUUUAUUCCUUAUGGUUUGUUGGGAAUUCUUAAGGGAGCUGCUUUGAGCUACUAUGGAUUUGUAGGUUUUGAAAUGAUUGGUAACACAGGUAAAGAAAUAAAAACUCCUCAAAAAUCCAUACCCUUAGGAAUUCAAGGCACAAUUUUGGUCACAUUAAUUAUUUUUGCAAGUUCAUCAAUCGUUCUUACAUUAACUUCACCCUAUUACGAAAAUAAUGUCGGUGCUGCGUUGCCAUUUGCUUUUGAAAAAAUGAAAUGGAUAAUUGCCGUUGGAAGUGGUUUUGGAUUUUACACCAGUCUUAUAGGAGUGACUUUUAAACUUCCCAAAAUAAUUAGAUCAAUGGCCAACGACGAAUUACUUUUCCGGUUUUUGGCACGUAAAUAUUUCAAAAGAGAAAUUCCAAUACCAGCAAUUUUAUUCGGAGGAUUGUUGACGAUUUUGGCUGGUGGAUUUUUUACUUUUCACAUUCUAGUGUCAUUAACGGUUUUCACCGCCCUCUUUAUUUCCCUAAUCAUCGCAUUCGACGUCAUAUUACUAAGGUACGUAAAAAAAGACAAUUGGGAUAUAGCAAGGGAUGACAAGAAAAGAAAAAGGGUUGAAAAUUUUGAAAUUAAAAUAACAUUAAAAACUCUAUUGAAAAAUUUUUUUUAUUAUAAUUCUCACAAUCCGACAAAACUCACCGAAAGAAUAGUCGUUAUUAAUUUAAUUAUAUUGUGUGGUUCGUCGAUUGGUUUUUCUAUAUUUUUUGGUCUGUUUAGUAAUUUUUUAAUAAAAGGAAAAAUGGAUGUGUUAAUACCAUUUGCAAUAUUUUUAUUUUUAAUACUUAUUACAAUUGCAUCAAUAAGUUUCCAACCGAAAUAUCUAGAACAAAUUCCAUUUAAGGUUCCUUUAAUACCUUUGAUACCUUGUUUAACAAUUGUAAUAAAUAUUUUAUUUAUGGUUUUAUUAGAUUCAUUACCAAAAAUUUUUUUUGUAAUUUGGAUGGCGAUAGGGAUUUUACCUCAUUUCCUGUGGUACAGGUAUAAAAAUCGAAGGAAAGAUGUUGGGAAAAAUUCAGUUUAUCAAAUAAAUAGAUCGAAUGCAUUAAAAUUAAGCGAAUCCAUAUGGAAAAUCAAAACGGAAAAGAAAGCAUUUUACGAAGGUGCCGUUAAUCCCGUUUUUGAAAAUGACCAUGUUAAUCAGAAUAAUAAUGAUGACGGGGAAGAAGAAGAAGAAAAUAAAAAAAAAAAUAAAACAAUGGUUAAUGAUGAGUUUCAAACGGCUUCAACGAAGAUUUCAGAAAAAAAAACAUCAAAAAAGGAAAAAUCGAAGAAAGAAAUUCAACAACACUCGCCGGUAAAAGAUGAAACCGUUCAAUGGGAAUGCGUGGCAGAAAUUCAUACGGAAGAAGAAGAAGAAGAAAAAGAAUUCCCACAGGAUAAUUACGAAUUACAAGUCGUUGAUAUCACGUAUAAUUUUUUAACAUGUAUUAUUGACGAGGGUUCUUUAAAAACAAAUAAUAAUAAUAAUUUAACCGAUGAAGAUGCUAAUUUUGUUUCGUCAGAGGAAAAUAAUAAAAAAGAUGGAAAACCGGAAGAAGUCAUAUUGGAUGAUGAUAAAAAUGAUGACAAAUUAACGGAAAUGAAAGAAGGAGAAGAAAAUAAUAAUAAUUUUUAUAAAAGAAAUAAAAACGAAAGAGAUGCUGUUAAUUCGAAUUUAAUUAAAAUAAUAGAAUCUAAAAUAUGUAAAGAUAAAUCGAAAUUAUAUGAUGAAGACGAAGUCGUUUUAAGGAAAUCAAAUAAAGGUGGCGGUGGUAAUGGCGGUGGUGAUGAUGAUAUUAAUAACAAUUCAAUACUCGAUAAAUCUAAUGAGAAUAAUAAUGAUGAAAACGAAGAUGUUGUUAAAAAUUUUAAAGAAAAAUUAAACAGAUUAUUGAAAAGUCACAUAAGCAUGAAUGAUACUCUAAAAGAAGCCAUUUUAAGAUACAGAGCGGAUGAAGAAAUGGAUUGGUUGGAAAAUGUCGUUGAAACCACGUCGUCACAGUACAACAUAAAAACAUUAAAUAAAUCCCAAAUAAAAAAUAAAUUAGAAUUUUUACUGUCGAAAGGACCCCCGAAAAGAGCUUCACUUAGAAAUUCAUUUAAUAUUAACGUAAAAGAAAAAAAUGAUGACAUCUUGUUUUUCAUAUUAGAAAAAAUCGAAACAUCAGAGAAUUCAAGCAUAAUUAGCAAAGGUUUUCAAUUAUUUUGGAAAGGAAAAGUAGACAAAUUAUUACCUUGGAAAUUAACAUAA